GAUGAGAUGAUUUCCCCCCUAUUCCUGCAUUUCCAGGAAUGCUACUCCGCUGUGAUUGUCUGGUGGACUCCCUACACUUCGGCAACGACGACAUGAGAAAUCCCCUCAUGAGAUGAGUCCUCUAGCACUUGUAAACAAAGCAUGAACAAUUUCUUCUCAUCAGUAUCCGAUUGCAGGGGAUAUUUUCUAGGAGACAUAUGAAGAUUUCAUCUUCAUCAUAUUCACACCCCAGGAGUACAUCGUGGUUGGAUUGCAAAAAAAAGAGAAACAACGUAAUACAAGAUUAUUCUUGCUACCCUGGUGAAGUAGAUGAGAUGAUGUAUACAUUAAUGGAUUAACGAGCCACUACUUCAUAGGAUUUGUGUUCACUAAUUGGUUAUGUGCAACGAUGUAAAGGAGAUCUGCGAAUCUCAUUUGGAGAUAAAAAGCCCUGAUGAUAUGGUUUGUCUUCGUAUAUAAUAUUCUACUGUGAGGUAUAUAUCAGAGGCCACUAGGGGAAGGAAAUCUUAUGGCUUGUGCAUCCAUGUUGUAUUUAAAUAUUCUACGGUAUUUCCAUGCUUCGAAUCAAAAAUGGUAAUUUAGAGAGAGAUCUCUCUCUUGCCGCAAAACCAUGAUGUGAGGCAUUGGUAAUGUGACAAGAAAGCUGCAAGCACUUGAGUGAAAGAAAGUGACAAAAAUGCAUCACUUAGGAGGAGCAUGAAUUGGAUUUGUGCUAAGAUAGUUCAAUCCUUUGCCUUAAACGUGGAUGUUGUAGCAACUGGAGGCUUUGUAGCAGUCGUUGCCCAGAAUUUAUGAGCUGACUUGGAAUUAUUUCUAAAUUUGGAUGAUUGUGGAUUGAUCACUGAAAUAUUCAUGCAAGUUUACAUCUAAGCUGUUGCGAACGUAUGCGUACAUCUAACCAGAGGCAGACGCGAUCCUUGAGCCAUUGAUGUGGUCAGCUCUACCCAGUUGACCACAGGGACAGCAUCAUCAAGACCAUUGUGCGGACACUGACCGGUUACGGCAGCGCUCUGACGUGCUUAAUGCUUUUAUAUUCAUUGGCAAGGAUUGGUGCAUAGACUGACCCAAAUGACGCUGACCAAAGCAAAAGAGAUGGACAGCAUUUUCACCGGCCGUCUGACCAACCUACCGCCCCUGACAUCCAAGGUGGUCAAGAUCAUACUCAGCUGCUGCAAAUCAGACACCAUACAGGAGAGGUUUGUUCUAUUGCGAGAUGCGGUCCCCGAGCUGCAGAGGUUUUGUCAGCAGUAUGGCCUUGAUUUCCAAUUGGUUGAUAUGCACCAGGGGCCGUCCAACACGUCCACCAAUGACCACGAGAUGGCCGGUCUCAGGAUCCAAGAAAUCAUCAACUCACAUCAGUUGUCACUGGGACCGUUCUUUGUGUCAAUAAUCGGCAACAAGUAUGGUGAUUAUGUGCUGCCCUCUAGAAUCGAAGGAACAGAAUUCAGUCAUAUCCGAGACUGUGCAUUUGAGGCUGGAAAAGAUAUCAAUGUCCUUGAUGAGUGGUACGUCCAGGAAGGCGAUGGAAUGGAACAGGUCUAUGUCCUGCAGCCGAUAUCCUCAAAACUCAAGUAUUACUAUGACUCGAGCCCAGAAAACAAAGAACACAAUGAGAAGGAUUUAGCAAAAUGGAAGAAGGCCCAUGAUGCAUUGCUUGAGAUCCUUCAACAGUGCGCGGAGUAUGUGCACGAUGAAGGACUUCUCAACGAAGAACAACUCCACAAGUAUCAUAUGUCGGCUCUUGAGAAUGAGUUGACGAGUGCAGUUUACCAGACGGAAAACUCUGCCGAGAGGUGUGUGUGCAUCUACCGCUCCUUCGAUGAUCUCCCGCAGAAUGUGGAGUCACAGGAGAUGCACAACUAUGUCGACAUUCGCAAACCCAACCGUCCAAAGAUAUAUAAGAAGGCUCAGGAACGCAUCAAAGCGCUCAAGGAAACCAAGAUUCCCUCUAUGCUGCCAGAGGAGAAUAUCCUCAAGUUCUGCAUUCCCUGGACGGCAAACGGCAUCGACCCUGCUAACUCUGAAGAACAUGAACAGUACUUGAAAGAAUUCUGUGGACAAUUCACGUCCAAGAUCAAGGAAUUGGUGGACAAGUUUGUUGUCCGGGAGAAAGCCAAUCUGCAGAUGAGGGAAGGAUCGGGACUGACUGGAGAGGUCCUGGCGCACCUGCAGGUGGCGGAUGAGUUCACCAAGAGCUUUGUUUCACGAGACUCUGUCGUCAACCAAGUUGAGAGACUAGUCAAGAAGACACAAGGGAAAAAUGAUAAAUUGCAGAAUGCUAUAUUAUUGCAUGGUGAGCCAGGAAGCGGUAAGACUGUAGUUGUAUCUCAGAUUAUCAAGAUGAUGCCAACUUGGUUAGGGGAAUCAGUCAUCGUUGUGCCAAGGUUCCUUGGCGCAACAACCACAUGUCGAACUGUUCGUGACAUGCUUGAAUCAGUAUGCCAUCAGGUGUACGAAGUAUACAAACCCAAGAAAAGCAAAUUUGGUGACAUUCCGCAAGACUUAGAAAAGCUCAAACAGUACUUUAAGAACUUAAUCGAGAAAGUCCCCUCCCCGAUGCGACCGCUGUGCAUUGUACUGGAUUUCCCAGCGGAGUUUGUGGAAGAAUUUCAAGGCGAUAAAUUAGAUUGGCUCCCUGUGAAUUUCCCAACGUCAACCACCCUCAUCAUAGCCCUGACCGAUAGCCCCGCUGUCAAGGUAUUCCGGGAACGAAUCUCAGACGAAGCCAACUUCAUCAGGGUUACAUCCCUCAAUGACAGGGAGCUCUCGGAAAUGGUGCGGCUGUUCUUGACGGACAACAGCCGACUCCUGGUUCCGGAGCAGGUGAAAAUCGUCACAAGGGCGGGCGCGAGGCACCCCCUGCCGUUGUUUGCCAAGCUGCUUUGCAGAGAGACUCAGUUUAUGAAUCCAUCGGGGAAUGGUAAAGAUCCCAUCUCGACCCCUGUGGAUGCAUCCAACAUUCUGCUGCAGCACGUAGAAGACAGGAAUGGACCGGAAGUGACCUCUAUUAUUCUAAGGUACUUAACGGCAGCUAGGUAUGGUCUAACUGAAGCAGAGUUGAUGGAUCUACUGUCUUGCGAUGACGAUCUCCUGGCCAUGGUCUACCCUCAUACGCUACCACGUGUCUUGAGGUUUCCACAUAGAGUCUGGAUCAACAUCAGGAUUGACUUAGGUCCCCUGAUAACCAUCCGUUACCUUGACAACAAGAUGCUGAUGACGUGGUCUAGCUCCGUCAUAGACAAGGUGGCUCGUCAGCGAUACCUCAGCUCCAACGUGGAAAGCGUCAAAGCUCACAAGUAUUUGUCAAACCUAUUCUUGCAGACAUGGCUGAAAGGCAAGAAGUGGGAACGGGAUGAUCGUACGAUGGAAGAUAAUGAGGAGGUCGACGGGAACAGAUACAUCGCCCCUCAGCCUCUCCUCUAUGGAAAGACUCAAUACAAUCUGAGAAGGCUGAGUGAACUCUGGAACCAUCUAGCCAAUGCUGGUGACCUCAAGAUGCUAAAAUCGGCCGUUGUGUGCAAUUUCGAGUACCUCCUUGCCAAGACCCAUGCCUCAUCGGUCUACCACGUCCUGCAGGAACUGUCGACGAUCAGAUGCCUAGUCCUGGACCUAGAGAUAGACCUGGUCUAUGCAGCCUUGGCCAAGUCUGCCGAGGCCCUGAUGGCAGAUCCUCUUCAGCUUGCUGCGGAGCUGAUUAGUAGACUUCUGCCUAUCAAGGGCCAGUAUCCUCGAGAUCUAGACUCUUUGGUUGCCCAAGCAAUGGAGUGGUGUGACCAAUUCACCCGUCCCCUCCUGGUACCUUUGACAUCAUGGCUCCCCACCCAGCACGACUCCCUCAUCACGUCAGUCCAGUGCGGCCGAGAGAUCGUCAAGAUGGUGGUGUCCACUGACAACCAACAGAUCAUCGUCACCACCAACGACCGAACCCUUGCCUGCUACAAGCUUGCCUCCAGCGAGAAGCUCUGGUCCUGCAAGGCGGUCCACGCCGAGGACGUCACCUGCAUCGCCAUUUCCAAGGACGACCGCAUCGUUGUCACUGGGUCUGCCGAUAGGACGCUCAAGCUGUGGACGGCCGAUGGCGGGAAGCUUCUGAGGACGAUCCAGAAGCACGACGGACCCAUCUCCUGCGUGUCGGUGACACCUGACUGCCAGAGGGUGAUCAGCGGUGCCCUGGAUGGACUGGUCAGGGUGUUCAACAUCGAGGACGGGGAACUGGUCUGGAACCUGACAGGGUCGUUGGAGUCAUUGGUGUCUGUCAAGUCUAACAAGUACAGCAAUAUAUUGAUUGCAGCAUCUGCUGAUUGCAAAGUGCGGACAUGGAGCCUUCGUGAUUUCUCUCAGCUCAACGUGAUAGAAGGCCAGGGCGGUAUCAUGACCCAUAUGACUGUCUCCGGAGAUGACAUGUUCUUUCUAAGAUCUUACGAGGAUUCACGUCUGAACAUGUCUUGCUUGGUGACAGGGACAUUCGUACAUACCCUGGAGGGUCACAAGGGAAAGAUUGUAGACAUCUGCAUGUGUCCAGAAGGCCUGUAUGCGGGCAUAGCAACAUCCGAACAGGUCAUCUACGUCUACAACGUCCGAUCUCAGGAGCUACUACAGACACUGACCGGUCACUCUGCUCCGAUCCGUAAAGUGUCCAUUACCCCGAAUGGUCACUUCUUGGUCUCGGCCUCGUCAGAUGGAAAUGUUAAGGUCUGGUUGCUGCCCAAGCCAAAGACUAAGGAGACAGACAAUACAAAGGCCCAUACAGACAAGGUCACAUGUCUUGCCAUGUCCCGGGAUGCAAACUUUGCCAUCACUGGUUCAUCCGACUGUUCACUGAAGCUAUGGAACAUGGAUCUAUGUCAAAUCAUUCAUUCAUUCUGUGAUCACACAAAACCAAUCUCGUGCGUCGCUAUGGCAGAUAACGGCAGCUUUGCUGUGUCAGGUUCUGAAGAUACCACUGUCAAAGUAUGGAGUACGGACAGUGGUGUCGUCGUCAUCGCAUUCACCGAGCACGAAGAUGCCAUAUCGUCGGUGCUCAUCACGUCCGACAGCAAGCGGAUACUGUCUGCUGAUUUCAGCAACUACAUGAAACUAUGGUUGGCUGCUACGGGAGAGGUUUUGUUAUCGUGUAUGGGUCCUUCUGCCAUGGUUAUCCUGACGCCUGAUGAUACUUACGCAAUCAGCGGAGAUCGAAAUGAACUUAUGAAGAUCUGGACCACUGGUAGUGGAGAAUCGGUCAAAACCGUUAACCAUGUUCAGAUAAUUACAUGCGUGACAGUGACCAGAGAUAGUCAGUUUACAAUCACUGGCUCUGAGGAUAUGUCUCUGAAGAUCUGGGAGACAAAGACUGGCAAACUCACUCAGAUCUUAGCAGGUCAUGAUGACCGCGUGACCUGCGUAGCUACGGCCGAUCACAACCGCCACGUCAUAUCAGGGUCCGAUGACUCGACCCUUAUCAUCUGGAACAUGUCGACGGGAGAGAUAGAGAAGACCAUACAGGGCCACACCGCUGCAGUGACUGGCUGCAAGAUGACAAGCGAUGGCAGCAUUGCUGUAUCAUGUUCAUUGGACGGCACCGUCAGGGUGUGGCUGGUCCAGACGGGAACCCUCAUCACCUCCUUUCACAUCCGUCAACCGGUGGCUGGUCUUGAGAUGUCCUUCGAUGCAAGCUUCAUCAUCCUGAGACUGGUUGAAGGGGGAAGCACCCCUCUCCUCUGUCUUCAUAACAGCCCUGCCUCCGAUAUCAAGUCACAGAGCCAGGUCGAUAUUGACGUCAAAGAAGAAUCUCAGACAGUACUACCGAUCAAGCCUCACCCGCCGCUGCUCCACAAACAAACCUCACUGCACAUGCCUCAGGUCGGCCGCAAGUCAACAAGCUCCGCCCCCGACGCCAACCGCAUCAAAGCCGCCAACAACCAGAAAGGCCGCCACCAGAGUUACUCGGACAACAGCUCCAGCAACGGCUCCACGGGCAAGAUGAAAAGGAACAAACGAUCGGGCGUCUGCCGGAUCGUGUAGCAUAUUCCCAGAGAAGUAGCUGAAUUGAUGUGAGAUUCAAAACAUGCAAAGAGAUGUUUUAUUCUGUGCAAUUAAAAUUUAUGAAUGGAUCAAUAUUAUAUUUCAGAUUGCUAUUGGAGAAUUUUUUUUCAACUCGAAAAAGGUUUCUUUCAUUUACAAGUCAGCUUCAUUUGGAGAAAACUGUUGGACUUAAUAAUCUUGUCUAAGUUAUUUAUUUCACAAGUUGGUUUAAAAAAAGUAUGUAAAAUCUUAAUUUUAUAGCUUCCUAUUUUCGGUAUUCAUUUGAUUUAUAUUUCUAUUGUUAGAAAAAUAAUUUAAGGUCUUUUAAAAAAUCUUUGAAAAAAAUUUAUACACUCUAUGUGCUUUCGAUGCAGCCAUUUCCUGCCAGUUUCCGUUCAGUUCUCCACCAACUUUUGAUGACAUCACUGCAUUAAUCAAGGAAAUUCCGCAUCUUAUCACUGUAAGUGGUGGUUGUGGUGUUAAUUUCACCUGAUUGCUAAGAAAGCAUGAAUGCUUGUAUGAAAGCAACAAGAGGACUGAAGACUAACGGUCCUCUCCAAGGGACCUGAUAUUGGGCAUAAAUGCCUGACCAAAGGCAGAAGCACACUAAGUGGGACCCGACCCCGGGUGAACGCAAUCUAGUACCCCACUCUACCGACUGAGCUACCGCGGCUUCCAUGUCAAAGUCAAGUUCUUAAUUCUGCAGUGUAUUAUGGGUAAAACUAUACUUUAGGAAAACAAUUCAUUACUGACUUUAAGCCAUUAAUGAUAUCUCAACAAUAUGUUUAUAUUUAUUAGCUUCUUUAAUACAUUGUUUUAGCUUCUUACAUUGUUUUCUCAAUGUAGAGCUAAUUUAUUUUUAAAGUUUGAUCUUAUCUGAACUUAUUUGAACUUCUGUAAUACAUCUUGAUCAUUUGCAAAAGACACCUGUAGAAAGGUAUGAUUUCAAAGUGACUUGAUUUUUUGCCCAUUUUAUCAUCUUGAUAAAGGUAUAUUUUCGAAAGUCUAAUUUUUUAAGGUUUUUUUUUUAAGUAGAAUUUUGAGUGUAUUUGACAUAUAUGAAUCACGAACAUAAUGGAUGUACUGGAUUUGUUAUUAGAUUUUUAAUUUUCAAAUAAUAUCUCUCUAUCUUUCCCAAAGUAUCCCCACUUCUUUCUUUAAAGGUGUAUUAUCUUCAAAUUUGCUAAUAUAUUAUGACUAGGAGUGAUAUUUUAUUUAAAGGGUCAUUGCUUUUCCUCCUGAGAUAUUUUAUUUUUACCUUUUAAAGAUGCAUCAUUUUUACCUUUUAACUAUCAGUUUUACUCACUUCUGUUAACUUUAUAAUGUGUAAACUUGAAAUUUGAACAAAAUUGUGAAAGAACCACCUUGUUUUUAAAAAUGUCACUUGCCAAAACAUCAAUAGUACCUCAGCGGAGUCUCGCCAUGCUGCUUUUAACUUCAAACUUGAGUUUUUACUUUGAUUUUCUUCUUGCCUCGGUCGAUUAUUUUCCUUCAAUUUCCAGUUGAGACAGUAGCAAGUAUAUCAUGUAUGUCCUUAUAUAUCCAGCUUUGCCAGCAAAGUAAGAUAUCUGAUUAAGGUAAUAAGUAUUGUGACAAUGUGGCUGCUAGGUUUAAAAUCUAGAUACAUGAAAUGUCAGAUUUAUGUUUCCAUCUCUUUUUAUAUAAUCUAAAUGACCCCUGUGUUUGAUCUUGAGGAAAAUUCACAUUAUCCAGAACAGUAUGUAUACCAAAUAUUGAAUUCAGGGUUGUACGAUUCCUCACAUUGGAAGGGUUUCAUUUGAAGAAGAAAAAAUCAUCAACACAAUUUGCAAAAAAUUGGCAACUACAAAUAUGCCAUCUUAUCCUUGUGCAAGCAAAGCCCCUUACAAAUAUGAUUUAAUUCAUUGUCCAUAAUGAAAAUGGCAGAUAAACUACACAAGUAAUGAUUGGUUCUUUCUACCUGUAGUUGUCAUGUACUUUUGAUAUUCAAAUGCAUUUUUUAAGAUAUAACCAUAGUUUAAUUUUGGGUGUAUAGCCCAAGUUAAGUAAUUUAUGAACCCUUUUCAGGUUAACAUUGACAUUUUUGUUUAGGUUACCUCAUCUUCAGAAUAGUAAAAUAUAUCAUAAAUCACACUUAGAUUUUUCUUUUAUACGUCAAGGAAUUCUUUGAACAUGGUAUUUGAUUUUUCUUUUUCUAAUGCUGUCAGUUAUUUGACUCUAGCAGUUUUAUGUGUGCUAAUAGAAACCAAAAGCAGACUGACUCAACAAAGAUUUUGAAUUACAAAGAUGAUAUUUUCAUAUGUUUUGUAUCGAUCUACCGGUAGUUCAUGAAUUAUUUUUUAUUUCUUUCACAAACAUUCCAUAUGAAUCGCUUGAAUCUUGCUUGUAAUUUCUUAAACGGCAAUCCGGGCGAAAGAGGGAAAAUAAUUCAGUGGCAAUCUCUUACUUAAGUAUGCAUACCUAUUUUCUUUACUUUCAUUAUACAACAACAAAUAUUAAGUCAAUUUGAUAAUGAAUAAUCAGAACUCAUAAAUACUUGUUGUAUCUCAUGAAUAUUCAUGGUUGUAAUUUAUGAAUAUUCAUUGCAUCGGUGCACUCUCUGUGUAUGUAUGUCUGUACAUAAUUUAUGCAGCCUGUACCUUGCUGGUUAUUAUUUUGGUUGUAAAUAUUCAUAUGUACAAAUCAAAGACCUACUACUCUGUGUCGAAUGUAACAUGUUUCUGUAAUAUGACAAGUGUCUGCAUGAAGUUUAAGGUACAUGUAUGUGCAAGUGUUUUGUACCUUUAAUCUCUAAUCUAAAAAGACGCAUGAAAAGUAAUGUGGCAUAUUGUAUUAUUUUUCAUACUUUUUCUUCAAAGAAUAUUCUGUUGAAAUAUUUAUAUUGGAUAUAUCUAUGUGUAUUAAUGACCACGACAGUUGCAAGGACAGUUGUAUGCAAUAUAUUUCUAUUAUUUCAUGAAAAGCAUCUCUACACUUGAAGUCAUUUUUUGCAGUGAUAUCGUUAUCUGUAAUAAAAGCUAAGAAUCUAAAGACUUAUUUUAAAUGAGGGUGAUUACCAUCAGCCCAAUUGAGAGUUUAUUUGGGGCAUUUUAUUCAUUUGGAAAGAUGACUUGUUGGCAAUUUGUUUUCUACUCUUAAUCUUUCCAUUGAAUAAAUAGGAAAAGUUUUAUUUUUUUUCUUGUUCAGUGUAUAUGCGUACUUGAUGUUCGCAAGAAUGUGCAAACCUUCCUAUACAUGCAUAGUAUGAAGACACUUCAAUCUAUGUUUCAUGAUGGAAUUAGGAUCAGAUUUUUAUAAUCAACUUUGUAUGUACCUAUAGAUGAUAAUCAUACUCUUAUUGUGCACAUUUGCAUCUAUGUGCAUACUAUAUCAUGAGUAUAUGUGUGUGUGUAAUUGGUUUUUAUUUUUCAGAAGUGUAUCAGUCAGAUAUGACCGUGGACCGAGCUUUAACGUCACCAUGCGAAAGACAUGACCAGGCCUUGAACCUCUGCAUCAAUUUGUAACUUCCCCAAGUAGGUUGGAUUACAGGUGCAUACCACUGCGUCCAGUUGUAUACCUCCUGUGUGAUAGUCUAGUGUUCAGACACAAUAUUUAGCUAUCCGAAAUUCCUCCUUCUCCUUUGCCAUUUCCCUAGAUUGUCCUUUAAUUAAGUCACGAAAAAGUGUGUGUGACACACUGUUUAUGUGAAAGGGUACUGUAAGUCAUAGUUUUUUGUAUUGAAUUGGCACAUCAUUACUAAAGAGUUAUUUCUGCGAUAUCACAUUUUUGCAUGACUAUUUUUUAAAUGUCCGUGUCGGAAAGCUCAGUAUACAAAUAUACAUUCCAUUUUCUUUGCUUAUAUAUGAAAGCCACAAAUAUCAACUUUUUGAAAAUGCUGUUUCAUGAUGAGUCUUUGUGAAUGUGACUUUACCCCAUAUUAAGAAAUCUGCAAAUUUGAAAAGUGGGUAUUGUAAUAAUCUAUGUGUGUAUUAAAUAAUUUAUUAUCACAGUUGUGCAAUAUUUUUGGGUGCAUGCUAUCAUUUGAAGUCUUUAUAAAUUAUUAUACUUCUAUAAAGCAUGAAGCACUCAGCAAAUAUCUUAUUUUUCAUCACUACUGAAUCGUGACUAUUAAAGCAAUGUCACCGAUAUCCUGAACAAAAUCAAAUUGGAUACAUUUGUACUAUGUGCACUCGAAGAAUAUUUAUUACUAUCACUCCUCUACACCUGUCUAUUGUAUUAUAUUCAAUAUGAUACCGUAAGCUUAUAAAUAAUGAUAUAUUUGUUUCACGUGUCGUGAAGAACAAGAAACAAGAACUACGUCACUAAUUCUUGGCUUAUUUUUAUACUAUGAAUUCGUUCUUGAAGAAAAGUAAUUGUCAACGUCAGUCUAUAUAUUUUGAUAAUGUUUCUUGUAGCUGUCGCAUAAAGGAUAAACAGAUAUGCAAGUGAAGUCGCUCAAUGUGACUAAAACCAUGACACUUAUUGGAAGUUUAGUCAUGUCUUUUGUCAAAUAUAUGUAGUCUUUGUCAUUACUUAGUUCAAGCUGUAGGGUUUUCUUUCUCAUCGAGGUUAUAACUUUGAUUAUUAUACAGGUAACUGAGCUCGAGUAUGUUUUGGAACCUCUGAAAUAUGUUUGACUGAGGAAAAAUUCGACUUAGAAGAGGAAUACAACACGUUUGCAUGACCUGGUCUAAAAAUUACUUCAACUUUGGAAAAUAUUUGAUAUAAUAUGCAGGUUUAUCAGAUUGCAUCAUACGAAGUCUGUAUACUCUCAUUACCUAGAAGUUUAUACAUGUGUUUAUGUUGAUCAGAUGACUGACAAAAAACCAAAGUUAUGCAAUUUUUUAGGUAAACAAUCUGAUUUCCUAGGCAUCAAUGUUCAAUAUUUGUUUUAUGUAAGUACCCAUGUUUUAGUCUUACCCCCCCCCCCCCACCAGACCCAUGUCAAGUUGGGUGUUGUGGCUGGUGUGUGCUGACUCAACACUAACACCUGCUUUCAACACCAAACUUAAAACCUCUAUUCGAGUUUAAUAUAAAGGUAUCUAUGUAUAUGUAUUUCUCAAACAUUAAUUGCAUGAACAAAUAUGAGACUUCCCUUUUUCAUGCAUAUUAAAGUAACUCUUCAGCAAUCAGGAUAUGUAAAAUUUACCAAGGAAAUAUUAGAAUGAAAUAAUAAUAUAUUAAGUUUGUAAGAAUAUGGCACUUUUAAGUAAAAUACAGUUUUUUUUCUUUUAUGGCAGUGGCUAUGAAUUCUAAAAAGGGUAUUAAAUUAAAUUUUUCUUAGAAUUUUUAAAAUACAUAUUAAACUGGUGUAUUUUUUUGGUGUAAAUUAUUCUUUAUAAAAUGGAUUCAAGUUUGGAACUGCCAAUAGCGUGCCCAUUGAUCCCCAAAAUGUGAUAAUAACUUGUGCAUUUUACAUCCAAGAUUACAGAACAAAGAUGAUCCAUUCUGAAACUAGAUAAAGCCAAUAAAGAGAGGGGGUCCAUAGCAACAAAUGAUUUGACGAUUUUUAUUCAAGUGUCACUCUUGAAGUUGUCAUAAAUACCUUUCGUGGUGUUUGUAAUGAACUGUAGAGGCACUGGCAAUUAUUGGUGGAUAAUUAUCACAUGUAUAUAUAUUUAUGUUUGAGUAUCAGCGUUUAGUACAGUACUUGUGACACUAAUAUGUAAACACAUAUUUUGAUGUAAUAUACUUCUUAAUCUAUUGUACGUAUGUGUCCUGGAUAAUACAUUAUCUAACAUGUAAAAGUCUACAAUCGGCACGAUUUUAAAAGAUAAUAUCUGUAUCAACAUUGUGUAAUGGCUUCUUUUCAACAUGUGUGACUCUUUGUGGCAAACGAUGUAUCUGAAUAACAAAACGAGAAAAAAAAUAAA
This is a messenger RNA of Lytechinus pictus (painted urchin), 11834 nucleotides long. Its product is annotated as protein qui-1-like. The transcript is spliced from 21 exons. NCBI's taxonomy places the organism in Eukaryota, Metazoa, Echinodermata, Echinoidea, Temnopleuroida, Toxopneustidae. Bases 1069 to 6003 code for a protein of 1644 amino acids. The record is from RefSeq and is a predicted model, not a curated record. Gene Ontology annotation, molecular function: protein binding.